UCCCGCGGGGGAACCUGAAACUCUCACAUUCCUGGCAUAGCAGCCGCCUCCGAGCGCGCUCCGAGCCUGGGGCUGCGCGCCGGGGCCCCGGCCGCCGCCAGAUCGUCGGCGCCACCGGUGCUCUGGUGCCAGGUGCGUGCUCAUCACUAUCUAGGCAGUUUUGUGUGAGCAGAAGAAGCAUGAGGACGUUGGAGGACUCCUCAGGGACGGUCCUGCACCGCCUCAUCCAGGAGCAGCUGCGCUAUGGCAACCUGACUGAGACCCGCACGCUGCUGGCCAUUCAGCAGCAGGCCCUGAGGGGUGGGGCUGGAGCUGGUGGCACGGGGAGCCCCCAGGCCUCCGUAGAGAUCUUGGCACCCGAGGACAACCAGGGACUUCAGCAGGCCACCAGGCAGGAGCCACAAGGGCAGGAGCACCAGGGUACUGAGCCCCACCUGGCAGAGAAUACCCUCUACCGGCUGUGCCCGCAGCCCAGCAAGGGUGAGGAGCUGCCCACCUAUGAAGAAGCCAAAGCCCACUCGCAGUACUACGCAGCCCAGCAGGCUGGGCCCCGGCCACAUGUUGGGGACCGGGAUCCUCGAGGUGCCCCCGGAGGUAGCCGGAGGCAAGAUGAGGCCCUGCGGGACCUGAGGCACGGCCACGUGCGCUCCCUGAGCGAAAGGCUCCUGCAGCUGUCUCUGGAAAGGAAUGGCGCCCGGGCUCCCAGCCACAUGAGUUCCUCCCACAGCCUCCCGCAGCUGGCCCGCAGCCAGCAGGGCCCUCCCCUCCGGGGUCCCCCCGCAGAAGGCCCAGAGCCCCGCGGGCCUCCACCUCAAUACCCACACAUUGUAGUCGCUCAAGAAACCACUGCGGUCACGGACCCAAGAUACCGAACUCGAGGCAGCCCGCACUUCCAGCAUGCAGAAGUCAGGAUCCUGCAGGCCCAGGUGCCUCCUGUGUUCCUGCAGCAGCAGCAGUACCAGUAUCUGCAGCAGCCCCAGGAGCACCCCCCACCCCCGCACCCAGCCACCCUUGGCCACGGCCCCUUGGGCUCCCUCAGUCCACCUGCAGUGGAGGGGCCUGCAAAUCCCCAGGCCACCCCGGCCACCCCGGGCAAUGCCCACCUGGCCCAGAUGGAGACUUUUCUGAGGGAGAAUGCCAGGCUGCAGCGGGACAACGAGAGGCUGCAGAGGGAGCUGGAGAGCUCUGCGGAGAAGGCAGGCCGCAUUGAGAAGCUGGAGAAUGAAAUCCAGCGGCUGUCCGAGGCCCACGAGAGCCUGACACGGGCCUCCUCCAAACGUGAGGCCCUGGAGAAGACCAUGCGGAAUAAGAUGGACAGUGAAAUGAGAAGGCUGCAGGACUUCAACCGUGAUCUUAGAGAGAGAUUAGAAUCUGCAAACCGCCAUUUGGCAAGCAAGACCCAGGAGGCCCAGGCGGGCAGUCAGGACAUGGUGACCAAGCUGCUUGCUCAGAGCUACGAGCAGCAGCAGGAACAGGAGAAGCUGGAGCGGGAGAUCGCACUGCUGCGUGGCGCCAUCGAGGACCAGCGGCGGCGUGCGGAGCUGUUGGAGCAGGCCUUGGGCAACGCUCAGGGCCGAGCUGCCCGAGCCGAGGAAGAGCUGCGGAAGAAACAGGCCUAUGUAGAGAAGGUGGAGAGGCUGCAGCAGGCCCUUGGGCAGCUGCAGGCCGCCUGCGAGAAGCGGGAGCAGCUGGAACUGCGGCUGCGGACACGCCUGGAGCAGGAACUCAAGGCGCUGCGUGCACAGCAGAGGCAGACAGGUACCUCGAGCAGUGGCGCCAGCCACGGUGGGUCCCAAGAGCUCAGCGCCCUGCGACUCUCAGAACAGCUGAGGGAGAAGGAGGAGCAGAUCCUGGCCCUGGAGGCUGACAUGACCAAAUGGGAGCAGAAGUAUUUGGAGGAGCGGGCCAUGAGGCAGUUUGCCAUGGACGCAGCUGCCACUGCGGCCGCCCAGCGGGACACCACGCUUAUCCGACACUCUCCUCAGCCCUCGCCCAGCAGCAGCUUCAACGAGGGUCUGCUCGCGGGGGGCCACAGGCACCAGGAGAUGGAAAGCAGGUUGAAGGUUCUCCACGCCCAGAUCUUAGAGAAGGACGCAGUGAUCAAAGUCCUCCAGCAACGCUCCAGGAAAGACCCUGGCAAGACCAUCCAAGGGUCCCUGCGGCCCGCCAAGUCGGUGCCUUCUAUCUUCGCAGCAGCUGCAGGAACCCAGGGCUGGCAAGGACCACCGGCAACCAGUGAGCGCCAGGCGGAUGCUCCUGCCCAGCUGACAGGAGACAGAGCGCCCGUCGAGGAACCAGUAGCCCCAGCUCCCCCUACCACUCACGCCAAACACGGGAGCCGAGAUGGGAGCACCCAGACUGAUGGCCUGCCAGAGAGCACCCCUGCCUGCCUGGCUUCAGAACCCAGCAGCUUCCUGGCGUGCGGCAGUGGCCAAAGGGCAGCCUCUCUAGACUCCGUAGCCUCAUCCCGCGUCCAGGACCUGUCAGACAUGGUGGAGAUACUGAUCUGAAGGAAGGAGAGGGGUUUCUUGAGGACCCCGAAUCGUGCUCUCAUCACCGCCAUCCUCCACCAUUCCAGCUGCCCCUCCCAAACGCUGGGCCCUUCCAUUUUUCCUCAGCCACUGACUAUCUGUUGCUGGGAGCUCGGGGAGGGAGAGGAGUGUUG
Messenger RNA from Perognathus longimembris pacificus (Pacific pocket mouse), 2665 nucleotides. RefSeq names its product angiomotin like 2 (gene Amotl2). Gene Ontology annotation, cellular component: plasma membrane; bicellular tight junction; cytoplasmic vesicle. NCBI's taxonomy places the organism in Eukaryota, Metazoa, Chordata, Mammalia, Rodentia, Heteromyidae. The coding region runs from base 180 to 2510 and encodes 776 amino acids. The record is from RefSeq and is a predicted model, not a curated record. The transcript is spliced from 10 exons. Gene Ontology annotation, biological process: angiogenesis; hippo signaling; establishment of cell polarity involved in ameboidal cell migration.